AUGGGCACUUUUAAAACAGAUCAGACAGAACAUGAAAUGCUACAAACUCUUUUCAAGUACGAAAAAGUGCCUGGUCAAGCACAAAGGUUUCUUGCUCGAAUGAGCAAGAACUUUAGGUGGCCUUAUUCGAUGCCGGAAUAUCUUAGAAGGAGUGCCUUCAAUAACAUCACUAAGGUUGGGUCCAAAUCCGAUGAAGAGUUUGGGUUAGAGGUUGGGCUUAACCUCCUAUUUUUCUACAACGCACUUGACAAGGGUGAAUUUGCCGGACACGAAAACGAUUGGGUGACAGUACACAAUCAAAGAAUAAUAGAGUAUGGGCAAAUGUAUGACGAUGAUAAAUUGAAUUUCAUACUCAAAACUAUGCCUGGUGCUGUACAAAUCCCAGUUAAUCAGACAAAAUUGCCACGAAGUCCACCGGCAAGAAUGGUGACCGUUCGACGUGUAAACAAUGGCGAUGACUACAAGAUCAGAGUUCGUGUCAAAAGACCCAAUGAAAAUUUAAUCGCUCAAAUUCCUUAUGAUUUUUACGAUACAAAACGCAACAACAAAUUAUAUGCAUGUGUAUUGGACACAGGCGCGCCAGAGACAAUUUUACCAUAUUACAUUAAAGAAACGCUUGGAAAUGCGGGAUGGAACACUUAUGAAAGAAUGGCCGAAGGUUACGGGUAUCCUGCCCUAAUGAUCGGUGCAUCUGAUGUAUUUAUGAUUUCCAUUGGUGACGAUAACAAUUGGACUAAAUGGGUUCCGGCUAAAAUUCAGGUCUGGGAAGAAUAUCCCGGUAAUCAGGUGGAAGAUGUCCUUGUCGGCAAUGACGUUACUGACCAAUUGGCGUAUUUACACGAGCCGUUUAGUCCGGUUAAAUUUUUAGAUAUUGGAGACGAAGUUAGACUUACUACAUUUGUAGGAACCUGUAGUUAA
This is a messenger RNA of Funneliformis geosporum, 918 nucleotides long. The record is from the annotation of a GenBank genome assembly. Lineage: Eukaryota; Fungi; Glomeromycota; Glomeromycetes; Glomerales; Glomeraceae.